Messenger RNA from Zootoca vivipara (common lizard), 1060 nucleotides. RefSeq names its product ARF like GTPase 1 (gene ARL1). NCBI's taxonomy places the organism in Eukaryota, Metazoa, Chordata, Lepidosauria, Squamata, Lacertidae. Gene Ontology annotation, molecular function: GTPase activity; GTP binding. The record is from RefSeq and is a predicted model, not a curated record.
GUCCUUCGCUUGGGCUCCUGUGCCAGCUCCGCCUUCCUCCGGUGCGCGCGCUGCCUCGCCUCUCCCAGCGCCACCCGAAGCCAUUUCGCUUUAGGGAAGGACCUGGGAGCAGCACACGCACCACGUUCCUGGGGGAAUCCCGUAACUCUCCAGAUGUUGUUGGACUCCAGCUGCUAUCAGCCCCUGCCUGUCUGGCCAGUGCUCAGGGAUGAUUACGGUGGGUUUUUUUCAAGCAUCUUUUCCAGUUUAUUUGGUACGCGGGAGAUGAGAAUUCUAAUUUUGGGAUUAGAUGGAGCAGGAAAGACAACAAUCCUCUACAGGUUGCAAGUUGGAGAAGUUGUGACUACCAUUCCUACAAUUGGUUUCAAUGUUGAGACAGUAACCUACAAGAAUCUGAAGUUCCAAGUCUGGGACUUAGGAGGACAGACAAGCAUCAGGCCAUAUUGGAGAUGUUACUAUUCCAAUACAGAUGCAGUCAUUUAUGUAGUUGACAGCUGUGACAGGGACAGAAUUGGAAUUUCAAAGUCUGAGCUUGUUGCCAUGUUGGAGGAGGAAGAACUAAAGAAAGCCAUUUUAGUGGUAUUUGCAAACAAACAAGAUAUGGAACAGGCUAUGACUCCAACAGAAAUGGCAAAUGCACUUGGACUUCCAGCUCUGAAGGAUAGAAAAUGGCAGAUAUUCAAGACAUCUGCAACCAAAGGCACUGGACUUGAUGAGGCAAUGGAGUGGUUGGUGGAGACUUUGAAGAGCAGACAGUGAAUUGGACUUGGAAGUUUCCUUCAGCUGAAUGAAAUGCAAUUCUGUAAAUAGGACUGGCCGGAUAACUUUUGAAAGGAAUGAGGCUUCUUUGCAUUGUAAAUCACACUGAAUCAACUGAAUGUUUGUCUGUAUACUAUGUUUAAAAUACUCCAUUCUUUUUUCUUGUGUAAGUUAUGUAACAUCAAUUUUUAUGACAGUCAUAUAACUGAUAGUCCAUGAGAAUAAAUUGGAAUAAACAUUUGCUACUUGGAAUUCUAAGUGUUUGAAACUAUUUAACACUAAUAAAUAUAUUUAACUAUCA